Orycteropus afer afer is the source of this 492-nucleotide messenger RNA. It is a transcript of the gene HES5, whose product is annotated as hes family bHLH transcription factor 5. Gene Ontology annotation, biological process: regulation of transcription by RNA polymerase II; anterior/posterior pattern specification; regulation of neurogenesis. The record is from RefSeq and is a predicted model, not a curated record. Gene Ontology annotation, cellular component: nucleus. Gene Ontology annotation, molecular function: protein dimerization activity; DNA-binding transcription factor activity, RNA polymerase II-specific; RNA polymerase II cis-regulatory region sequence-specific DNA binding. Bases 1 to 492 code for a protein of 163 amino acids. Lineage: Eukaryota; Metazoa; Chordata; Mammalia; Tubulidentata; Orycteropodidae. The transcript has 3 exons.
AUGGCCCCCAGCACCGUGGCCGUGGAGCUGCUCAGCCCCAAGGAGAAAAACCGACUGCGCAAGCCGGUGGUGGAGAAGAUGCGCCGAGACCGCAUCAACAGCAGUAUCGAGCAGCUGAAGCUGUUGCUGGAGCAGGAGUUCGCGCGGCACCAGCCCAACUCUAAGCUCGAGAAGGCUGACAUCCUGGAGAUGGCCGUCAGCUACCUGAAGCACAGCAAAGCCUUUGCCGCCGCCGCCGUUGGCCCCAAGAGCCUGCACCAAGACUACAGCGAGGGCUACUCGUGGUGCCUGCAGGAGGCCGUGCAGUUCCUGACGCUGCACGCGGCCAGCGACACGCACAUGAAGUUACUCUACCACUUCCAGCGGCCCCCUGCUGGGCCAGUCGCGCCAAAGGAAGCCCCUGCGAACAGCGCGGCUGCCCCGCUAGCGCUUACCUCCGCCAAAGCCGCCACCCCACGACAACCUGCCAGCGGCCUCUGGCGGCCCUGGUGA